Messenger RNA from Elgaria multicarinata webbii, 2336 nucleotides. It is a transcript of the gene SFXN4, whose product is annotated as sideroflexin 4. NCBI's taxonomy places the organism in Eukaryota, Metazoa, Chordata, Lepidosauria, Squamata, Anguidae. Gene Ontology annotation, biological process: monoatomic ion transport; mitochondrial transmembrane transport. The record is from RefSeq and is a predicted model, not a curated record. The transcript is spliced from 14 exons. The coding region runs from base 48 to 1031 and encodes 327 amino acids. Gene Ontology annotation, molecular function: monoatomic ion transmembrane transporter activity. Gene Ontology annotation, cellular component: mitochondrial inner membrane.
CGGAGCUUUCCGGCGUAGACGCUUUCCGGCGUCGCGCACGGAGCGUGAUGGAUUUGAAUGCGCUGUUCUGGAGAAGCGAGGGCGAAACUUUUUUCCAACGAUUUCACCAUUGGACAAAUAUUUUGGACCCGACACUCCUAUUUUCAUCCAAUGCAGACAUUGAAAAUGCCAGAAAGCAUUUACAGGACACUGGAGAAAACAUUACAGAGUCCUUACAGGACAAAAAGAUAAAAAAGGCCUGGUACCUAAGUCUGGCAUCUGUGCAUACUGGCACUGGCGAUACAAUUCCUGUCGCAUAUAGGCCACCAGCUUUCCUGGUCUGUACUGCUCCAUUGGUUAUUGCUUCUUUUUUACCAUACAGAGGGACGAAGCACGCCUUCCUUUGGCAGUUCAUUUUCCAUACGUACGUUGCCGGAUUCACCUUGGCAAAUGGGAAUUCUAAAAAAGAAGCAAACGAGAAUGCUCCAGAAAAGAUGAAAGAACUUCCAUACAAGCAGUUCUUUCUCAGUACUGGGGCAGUCUUGUAUUCUGCCACUCUUGGGGCUCUUCCUCAGUUCUUUAUGGCUCGCUUUAAACCACAGAGUUCUUUUGUGCAAGGUUUGAUCAAGUAUUGCAUACCAGGUCCAGUGACAGCCUUCUGUUGUGCAUUUAACGUGAUGGUAAUCAGAAGCACUGAGUUUGAGAGUGGGAUUGAAGUCAUGGACAGCAAAGGCAAUGUCAUCGGAGUGUCUCAGAGAGCUGGAGAAAAGGCUGUAAAAGAGACAGCAUUAUCCAGAGCAGCAAUGUUUUGUACGGCAAUAUGGAUCCCUGAUUUAACUCUGUUCUGCUUAAGAAGAAAAAGCUUUUUGCUUCAAAAUCCAUUGUUUUUGAAUCCACUGAGAUCUCUUGCAAUGAUUUCCAUCCUUGGAGCAAUGGUACCCGUUUCAUUUAGUUGGCUGCCACAGAUAGGCAAGAUAAAACGAAGUGACCUUGAACCUGAACUAGUCUCCUCCACUGAAGAAACAGAAUUCUUUUUCAAUAAAGGACUGUAAUCAUUUAGGAACUUAACUUACCAGGAAUGCUAUUCCUGGUACAAUGGAGUUUACAUGUCCAAACAUUUGCUUUUAAGCUUAAACAGGCAUCUUUGGUAUUUUUGACCAAUAAGGCUGAGCUUUAUGUGAUGGAUUAUUCAGCUCGUUUUAAUAUAUUCAUCAACACCCAUUCAGACCAACCUUCUGUAUGUUUACUCUGUAUUUUGAUGCAAUCAUGUGUGAGAACUGCUGCUAAAUUUUGUUGGGAAAAGAAAAUCCCAACCUCCCAUCACUGAUGCCCUUCAAAAGAGAAAGGAUUUAAUUUUGUGAUCUAUGUACUGUAAUUGUUAUAAUUAAAGGUCCCCCCCUCUUGCCUUGGAUGCUUUCAGUGAAUGUUCAGUGGAAUAAAUUCAGUGGACAUCACUGAAGAGAACUUUGUGAUCACUACUUCUGACGGAAUUGGAGCUGCUACAUUGGUUGGAUGGCUCCUAGUUGAGCUUUCAAAAAGGUUAUGCAGAGCCCAAAGUGGGCAGGGCUUGAAACUAGGUCCUUGGGCUGUGGGUUCCCCACCCUCAAGAUAAACAAAAGCCCCUGCUGGAGCAGUUAACGCUUCCCCCAUGCAAAGUCCUAGGGCUGAGACUUAACUUAAACAUGAAACCAGGUAUAUAGGAAAUACGAGGACAAUAUUCAAUGGCCCUGUUCAGAAAAUGGCUUUAGCCACAGUGAGUAAAGAUUUUUGCCUUAUUCACCGUAGCUAAAGCCAUGGUUUAAAGUGUUUUCUGAACAGGGCCAAUGUAGUUAGUGUUAAGAUGAAGCUGCCUUGCUUAUGCCUGCACACUACUUCUCUGGCCUAUGAUGGCUGCAUGCAUAGGGUUGGAUCCAGGCAUAGUUGUGCUUAGAGUAGAGCCAUUGAAACAAAUGGAAUUUAACUUAGACCCAAUAAUUUUAAUUUCUAAAUAUGGCCAAAUCAACCCAUAGAAAUGAAAACCUUUGCUUACAUGAUAAAAGGCACUUGAAACAUCAGAAAACAAUAUGCCCAGGAUCACAUUUAAAUUGGGCCCACUUUUUAUAGGUGUGUAUUGGGAUAUAUAAAUAUUGUUAGCCUUGUAAAUAAGCCCACAAAAGUUACUAGCUUGCUGUCAUGGGAGGGACAGAGAGCUUUGCCCUUCCUUCUGCAACCCACUCAAUUCUCUGCAUGCAAGUCUUUGUCACCUAUGGCUACCAGGUGAGUGUAUAAAUACAAUACUGCUAUUAAACAUAUAUGCUGAUUGCAAGGGAAAGAAAUGCACAGGGAUUCCUCCAGAUUAGCACCCUAACUCAUAUACA